Messenger RNA from Aquila chrysaetos chrysaetos, 1768 nucleotides. It is a transcript of the gene SPRYD7, whose product is annotated as SPRY domain containing 7. The coding region runs from base 46 to 636 and encodes 196 amino acids. The record is from RefSeq and is a predicted model, not a curated record. The transcript is spliced from 5 exons. NCBI's taxonomy places the organism in Eukaryota, Metazoa, Chordata, Aves, Accipitriformes, Accipitridae. Gene Ontology annotation, molecular function: protein binding.
UGGCCCCUCCUUGCGUCUGCGCGGCGCGGCGGGGUCCCGCCAGUCAUGGCCGCCUCCGUCUUCUGCUGCUUCUCCUGGUGCAGGGAUGGCGGCGCCGGCCAUAUCCCGUUGAAGGAGAUGCCGGCGGUGCAUCUCGACACGCAGCGUAUGGGAACAGAUGUUGUCAUUGUUAAAAAUGGCAGAAGAAUAUGUGGCACAGGAGGCUGCUUAGCCAAUGCACCUUUGCAUCAGAACAAGAGCUAUUUUGAGUUUAAAAUCCAGUCCACAGGGAUUUGGGGUAUUGGAGUUGCAACCCAGAAAGCAAACUUGAAUCAAAUUCCACUUGGUCGAGAUGUUCAUAGCCUGGUGAUGAGAAAUGAUGGAGCUCUCUACUAUAACAAUGAGGAGAAAAACAGACUACCGGCAAACAACCUUCCUCAGGAGGGCGAUGUGGUGGGCAUUACAUACGACCAUGUAGAAUUAAAUGUAUAUUUAAAUGGGAAGAACAUGCAUUGUCCAGCUUCAGGAAUCCGAGGGACUGUCUAUCCAGUGGUCUAUGUUGAUGACAGUGCCAUUCUGGAUUGUCAGUUCAGUGAAUUUUAUCAUACACCUCCACCAGGGUUUGAAAAGAUCCUCUUUGAGCAGCAAAUCUUCUGAAUGUCUUCAUACCGAAAAUUUGCACCCUGCACUGUUACAAAAGCUUUGUCAUCUUAAAGAAAGCUUCACUUUACUUUUAGGAAACAUAUCUGUAUUUUUAGUAAGUACUUGUGGCUGUUGUCUGCAGAGUUAAUAUGUUAACUGCAAUGCCAGGUAACUGUGUUGCAAAUACGAGAUUCCUGGCAAUGUUUUGUGGUUGAAAAUGAAUGUUUUGGGACAGGGUUUUUCUCUGAUUUGUACUUGAUGCAUAAGGAGACUAAGGGACUUUAUUGUCAUCAGUAUUACAUUCAGUAUUUUGAAUAAACUGGAGCCCUGUAAAGCAAAUAGUUCUUAUGCAUAUGAUAGCUAUGGAAAUGGAUAGUUCUGAUGAUUUUGUUCCCCAACUUUUUUCACACAGAAGUUAUGUACUUUGUUUAAAGGAAGCACUGUGUUUCUAGUCUGUCAUUUGGAGUUGCGGUGUCCCAGUUGUGCACAAUGACUAAUAACACGAUGGCAUAACUAGCAGCUAGAUACCUUUUUUUUUUUUUUUUUUUUUUUGCAAGGUAUAAUUUAAUCCAUUCCCUUAGUCUUAGACUGGCAAAUAUAACUUUAUCUAAUUCUUCUAGCUUUUCAUUUGCUUUUAUUGUGACAAAUAAUAGGACAAUUUCUAGUAAUGCUUUUUUGUUGAACCUUAAAAAGUAAACCUGAACGCUGCCUGUGUUUUUGAGGACCACCAUGCUGUGUUACUCUGGUAGGAGAGUAAGUACAGAUCAAGCCAGGUGAAGGGUGUGAGAUGUUAUGGUGAAGCCUUACAUCUAAACUGUAAAUUAGAUUAUUCUUUUAUGGAAUAGCGUAUUUAAUUUCUUUGUGAAUCAUUUAUAAAUGAUUAAUGGCUAAGACAUUGUUCUAAAAUGUGAUGCCCUUGAAUAUAAAUUGUGAAAUGCUUUUUUUCCCCUAUUGUCAUAUUUAAUAUACUUCCUAGAAAAAUUUUUAUUGUAAAGAAAAUCUUCAUACUGGAUGUCUGUUUUUUGGUUUUGGCUCUUCCUGGGUUAAUGCAUUUGCAUAAAUUAAUGAUUUUAUUUAAAUAUUUUUAGAAAUUACCUGAUUCUGAAAUUUUCAAAUACAAACAGCUUUCUCAAAGCCUUUCACCUUA